UUUCACCUGGAACAGCAUGUCGGGCCGCAGCGUGAGGCUGAGGUCAGUCCCCAUCCAGAGUCUCUCCGAGCUGGAGCGGGCCCGGCUGCAGGAAGUGGCUUUUUAUCAGUUGCAGCAGGACUGUGACCUGUGCUGUCAGAUCACCAUUCCCAAAGAUGGACAGAAGAGAAAGAAAUCUUUGAGAAAGAAACUGGAUUCCCUAGGAAAGGAGAAAAACAAAGACAGAGAAUUCAUCCCGCAGGCAUUUGGAAUGCCCUUAUCCCAAGUCAUUGCGAAUGACCGGGCCUAUAAACUCAAGCAGGACUCGCAGAAGGACGAGCAGAAGGACGCAUCGGAUUUUGUGGCUUCUCUUCUCCCAUUUGGAAAUAAAAGACAAAACAAAGAACUCUCAAGCAGUAACUCAUCUCUCAGCUCAACCUCAGAAACACCAAAUGAGUCGACAUCACCUAACACCCCGGAACCGGCUCCUAGGGCCAGGAGGAGGGGUGCCAUGUCAGUGGAUUCCAUCACAGAUCUUGAUGACAAUCAGUCUCGACUUCUGGAAGCUUUGCAGCUCUCCUUGCCAGCUGAAGCGCAAAAUAAAAAAGAAAAAGCCAGAGAUAAGAAACUCAGUCUGAAUCCUAUUUACAGACAGGUCCCCAGACUGGUGGACAGCUGCUGUCAGCAUCUAGAAAAGCACGGUCUUCAGACAGUGGGGAUAUUCCGAGUGGGAAGCUCAAAAAAGAGAGUGAGACAAUUACGGGAAGAAUUUGACCGUGGGAUUGAUGUCUCUCUGGAGGAGGAGCACAGCGUCCAUGAUGUGGCUGCCUUGUUGAAGGAGUUCCUGAGGGACAUGCCGGACCCCCUUCUCACCAGGGAGCUGUACACGGCCUUCAUCAACACUUUGUUGUUGGAGCCAGAGGAACAGCUGGGCACCCUGCAACUCCUCAUCUACCUUCUACCUCCCUGCAACUGCGACACCCUCCACCGCCUCCUGCAGUUCCUCUCCAUCGUGGCCAGGCAUGCUGAUGACAACAUCAGCAAAGACGGGCAAGAGGUCACUGGGAACAAAAUGACAUCUCUGAACUUGGCCACCAUAUUCGGACCCAACCUGCUGCACAAGCAGAAGUCAUCAGACAAAGAGUUCUCGGUCCAGAGUUCAGCUCGCGCUGAGGAGAGCACCGCCAUCAUUGCUGUGGUGCAGAAAAUGAUUGAAAACUACGAAGCCCUGUUCAUGGUCCCCCCGGAUCUCCAGAACGAAGUGCUGAUCAGCCUUUUAGAGACUGACCCCGAUGUUGUGGACUAUUUACUCAGAAGAAAGGCUUCCCAGUCAUCAAGCCCUGACAUGCUGCAGUCGGAAGUUUCCUUUGCCAUGGGAGAGAGGCACUCAUCCACAGACUCCAACAAGGCCUCCAGCGGAGACAUCUCCCCUUAUGACAACAACUCCCCAGUGCUGUCCGAGCGCUCCCUGCUGGCUAUGCAAGAGGACGCGGCGCCGGGGGGCUCGGAGAAGCUCUACAAAGUGCCGGAGCAGUACACGUUGGUGGGCCACUUGCCAUCGAAGUCAAGAGAAAGUUCUCCAGGACCGAGACUUGGGAAAGAUAUGUCGGAGGAACCUUUCAAUAUCUGGGGAACUUGGCAUUCAACAUUGAAAAGUGGAUCCAAAGACCCAGGAAUGACAGGUUCCCAUGGAGACAUUUUUGAAAGUAGCUCCCUCCGACCCGGGCUGUAUUCCCUUUCUCAAGGGAACCUGUCCCCGAAUUGGUCUCGGUGGCAGGGUAGCCCCACAGAGCUGGACAGUGGCACGCAGGUCAUCCGGAGGACUCAGACCACGGCCACCAUCGCGGAGUGCCGGGCCCACCCGCCUGUAUCUCGCGUCUGCAGCACGCCCCACGCCCAGGGCAGCAGCCGGCGAUCGGAGCAGUCCACAUCCCGGUCUGAGCAGUCUUUGACUCUGAGCAGUGCCGAAGACCUGAGCGACAGCGAGCUGGACGUGGUGUGGCUGCAGACCCGAGCCAAACCUCUGUACCAGAGACCACGGGAGAGUGGAAGGCCCGACAAGAGGCCUCCCCCUCCUUAUCCUGGUCCCGGGAAGCAAGCCUUAGCAUCCUCCCAACAGCCUGCGGAGCCCCUCUUGUGGAGGCGUCAGCAGCCAGAGGAAGGCUCCGGAACAGCCUUGGAAGAGGGAAGCCAAGCAUCCGAGCAGGAGCAUCAGGCCACACAGCAAAAACUGAGUAGUGGCUACUCUGCCCGAGCCAGCGAUCAGAACAGUAAGAAAUUGGGUGACCCCAGCUGGCUCGACUGGCAGAGAGAGCGGUGGCAAAUCUGGGAGCUUUUAUCAACCGACAACCCCGACGCCCUCCCUGAAACGCUGGUAUGAACCCACGCCCAGGCUUGAGCCCUCACUGUCCCCAACAUCCUUCUUCCAGUCAAUGGGGGGAAAAGUGGAUGUUGGACAAUCGGACACUUGCUUAUUUUUCUUCUUUUACACAUUUAAAAAGCAACACAAGAGAAGCUCCAUUCACUUAAAGAUGUAGAGCCCUCUUCCCCUCGCCAUUUACAAUCCGGUCCUGUUGCAUAGCCAGCCUUAGGAAAAAACCAGAACCAAAACGGAUGACAGUAACCAGUCUAAAAACAACCCACCUUGGCUCUGUGUAAGAUAAAACUCUUGCUUUGGUAUUGCUUCAUUGUAUUUAUGUGUCUUCAGUUUUGAUUAUUGUAUAUUCUGUAACAGAUUGUGUAUGAUAAUCAUAUAUAUUCACAGAGAAAAAACAGAAGGAACAAUUUUUUUAAUCACUUCACUUAUAUAUUAAGCAAUGAGAUAUAGUAAGCAAUGAGAUUCUGUAGAAUGUUCUAGAAUGUGCAUAAGGAGGUUACUAUUCUUUUGCCAUAGCCUUUUAACAGGACAGCCCUUCAAUGCCUAAGAAACACAUGUAUAAAAAGGAAAACAAAACAAAACAAAACAGAAUGUGAGAAAGCCGUAUUUUUAUAUAGUAGUGAGAUACGAAAAAUAUAGUCACUAAGUACUUUUUCAUAUUGAGUAUGUUUUAGGAGUAUAUUAAAUUUGAUACAUUAUGAAAUAUAUUUUUGGAAUCUGUUUAGAAAGGAUUCAGUUAAUCAAGCAAGAGAAAGGCCGUGCCUAACAAAGAAGAAUUAACAAGUUGUCCUUCCCCUUCUAGGUCAAGUUCAAUUUUAUGUAGACCAUAUAUAAUAUAUAUUUAUAAUGUAUAAUUUUAUGUAUUUUUCAAAACUACAAACUGGAAUCCAACUAUAAGGUGUUUAAGAAUCUAAAUAGGUAUUCAAAUUAGAGCAGAACAUGGUUUUUCGUUUUGCCCCAUAAUCAGUGUUAACCAAAUUAUGUGAAAUGCUUUGUAAAGUAAAUCAUAAUUGGAAAAAAGCUACAGCUUUGUACUUACAUUGUGCCAAAGGCUGAGGAAGUGCUUUCUUCAGUCAACUUACGUCGUAUUGUAACAUGUUCCUACCGUACUUCAGUAAUACACGUGGACGUUUUUCAACUGCAAAACCACUGUACGACCAGCAGGUGGCGAUUUGCUUCAGUAUUUU
Trichechus manatus latirostris (Florida manatee) is the source of this 3543-nucleotide messenger RNA. It is a transcript of the gene ARHGAP6, whose product is annotated as Rho GTPase activating protein 6. Gene Ontology annotation, molecular function: phospholipase activator activity; phospholipase binding. Gene Ontology annotation, biological process: signal transduction. The coding region runs from base 17 to 2359 and encodes 780 amino acids. The record is from RefSeq and is a predicted model, not a curated record. Lineage: Eukaryota; Metazoa; Chordata; Mammalia; Sirenia; Trichechidae. The transcript is spliced from 12 exons.